Messenger RNA from Danio rerio (zebrafish), 3358 nucleotides. The record is from RefSeq and is a predicted model, not a curated record. NCBI's taxonomy places the organism in Eukaryota, Metazoa, Chordata, Actinopteri, Cypriniformes, Danionidae.
UAAGCCAAAAAUCCUGAGCAGGCACAGGUUUACUGUUCUGAGAUCCAAAAGCUUGAGUCAGCAGGUUACAUCGCAAAGAUAACACCACAAGAGGCAAACCACUCCACAGAGUCAUGGUUUAUCCCACACUACCUGGUGCAUCAUAAUGGAAAAGAUCGUAUCGUCUUUAACUGCUCCUUCCAGUAUAAUGGCCAAAGUCUAAAUGAACAACUUCUUCCUGGGCCAACACUAGGACCAUCUCUGUUGGGGGUGAUAUUGAGGUUCCGACAGCAUGCCGUUGCAGUGAGUGGGGAUAUCAAAGGCAUGUUUCACCAAGUGCGUCUGUUACCUGGGGACCGGCCUGUGCUGCGAUUCAUCUGGAGGAAUAUGAAUAGGGAGGCAGUUCCGGACAUUUACGAGUGGCAGGUUCUUCCAUUUGGCACAACAUGCAGCCCGUGCUGUGCCAUUUAUGCCCUUCAGUGCCAUUCCCAGGAAAACAGAGAAAGUAGGCCAGACCUAGCUGAUAUUGUGGAGACCUCAUUUUAUGUCGACAACUGCCUUCACAGUACCCCCAAUCAGGAUGAAGCCAAAGCUAUAAUUGAUGGCCUACGUGAGUCACUGUUAAAGGGAGGCUUUGAAAUCCGACAGUGGGCGUGCAACGUACCUUCUGUCCUGAAGCAUCUUCCAUCAGAGGCUAUAUCGGCUAGUAGCGAGUGCUGGUUGUCCCAGAGUAGCUCUUACCUGCAGGAACUCACACUUGGCUUGCAAUGGAACUGUAUUGAUGACACCCUUGGUUAUAAAACCCGCAUAGCCGAACCCAUCCAGCCAACAAUGAGAAACCUGUACAAAACCCUGGCUAGUCAGUUUGACCCCCUGGGCUUUAUUAUACCCUUUACCACUAGGGCUAAAACCUUGAUUCAGGAUCUCUGGAAACAAAACCUAAGCUGGGAUGACCCUAUCGAACCCUUAUACUUGCGUGAUAAAUGGUCCACAUGGGUUGCAGAACUGUCCCAUAUCACUACAGUACAAUUCGCCAGACCAUACGCUCCUGCAAUGUCAGAUACUCCCUCCACCAUCAGAGAGUUACAUGUAUUCUGUGACGCCUCAGAAAGGGCAUAUGGCUCGGUGGCCUAUCUUCAAAUCCGGAAUGAGGAGAAGGUCCAUGUAUCCUUUGUCCUAGCUCCUCUAGAGUGGCUCCUCGCAAAUGUUUAUCGAUGCCCCGCCUGGAGUUGUGUGCUGCACACUCUGGCGCUCAGAUGUCAAAGGUCAUACAAGCUGAGCUUACUAUCCCCAUACACCAAGUUACACAUUGGACCGACUCAACUACUGUGCUGCAUUGGCUAAAGUCAGAAUCUUGCCGGUACAAAGGGUUCGUAGGGUCGAGAGUAGCUGAAAUUCAGACACUGACAGAUGUGUCCAAGUGGAGGUAUGUUGACUCCAAUAGAAACCCUGCCGACCACAUUACCAGGGGGCUUACUUUAGAGGAAAUAGCAGGCCCUCACCAGUGGAGAUAUGGACCAUCAUUCUUGACUCAACCACAGGAAGUAUGGCCAGUGACGCCCAGUACAAAGUCUGAACCUGAUAUGAAUGAAGUCAAACGAGCAUCGUUUAUUGCAGCCAUUAGAGUUACCCCAAGCCCAGUACCAGCAGACCUCAGUCAGUUUAGAACUUGGAAGGAACUUCUUCAAGCAACUGUCAUGUCUUGUGAUGGGGCGGCUGACACUGAAACUACAAGUGAUGCCUCAAAGUAUAUACAGGCAGAAAAGCUUCUCUUAGCGCAUGCUCAGCUUGAUUCAUUCCCAGUGGAAUUCAGAGCCCUGAAAGCUGGACAGCCCAUUCCGACAGAUAGCCGUUUGAGUUUUCUUGCUCCAGAAUUCGACAAAGAUGCUGAGUUGAUAAGAGUGGGUGGACGUCUCCGUCGUGCUGAAACACUGUCAUUUGAUACUAUUCACCCGAUUGUUCAAGACUCUCACCAUCAAGUUACAAAGUUACUGAUCCAAGACAUAGAUCAACAACUCCAUCACCCUGGUGCAGAACGAGUACUAGCAGAGCUAAGGCGUCGAUAUUGGGUGCUUAGAGGUCGCGAAGCUGUGCGGAAACACCAGCAUUUCUGUCAUAACUGCCAAUUCUGGCGUGCCAAGCCACAGAACCCACAAAUGGCCGACCUACCACCAUGCCGACUACGUCUGUUUAAACCACCAUUUUACUCUACGGGCAUAGACUGCUUCGGACCCUUUCACAUAAAGAUAGGCCGGCGCAGGGAGAAAAGAUGGGGGAUCUUAUUCAAGUGUUUAACCACAAGAUGUUUGCAUCUUGACCUACUUGAACAUCUAGAUACUGAUGCCUUCCUUCUGUCUCUAUGACGUUUCAUAUCCCGUAGAGGGAAGCCUGCUGAAAUACUCUGUGAUAAUGGGACUAACUUUGUAGGAGGGGACCACGAGUUAAGAGACUCAUUUAAGCAAAUGGCCCCAAAGCUUCAGACACAGCUAGCUCAACAGCAGAUUCAGUUUAGAUUUAACCCACCAAACGCACCUCACUUUGGUGGAACCUGGGAGCGAGAAGUGAAAUCGGUUAAGGCUGCUUUGCAAGUCAUUCUUCGGGAACAAUGUGUACCAGAGUCUGUCCUACAAACCUUACUAGUGGAGGUGGAGGGCAUACUAAAUUCCAAACCCUUGGGCUACGUCUCAUCUGACAUUGCCGACCCAGAUCCUGUAACCCCAAAUAUGUUACUAAUGGGACGUCAUGAUGCCUCCUUGCCCCAAGUCCUUUAUGACUCUAACGAGAUGCUGGGUAAACGCAGGUGGCGACACAGUCAAGUACUGGCUGACCAAUUCUGGGCUGCAUUUGUCCAUCGCUACUUACCAGAACUACAGGGCAGGCAAAAAUGGAGAACAGAUGGUAAAGGGCUGGUAGUCGGCCAAGUUGUACUACUAAUAGAUAAUCAACUCCCGCGUGCGCUGUGGCCUGUGGGAACUGUUACAGAGACCUAUGCAGGGGCGGACGGGAGGAUUCGAACUGCCAAAGUCCAAGUCAAGGAUAAGUCGUAUCUGAGGCCUGUUGUAAAACUCAUUCAAAUUCCGGAAAUGAAGGAUAAAGACACGGAAACCAAAGAUGGCCUUUCUUAAGGUUUACAAUUAUCUUUAUCGAUAAUUGGGGGCGGCUAUGUCAGAAAGCCCACUAGGAACUGAAAAUAUUUAGCGAGUUUCACACGGACUGUUAUUAGCGGUGUAACUUCCCAUACUCAGAUGCCGGGCCAGAUCACAAUGCGCUCCUUUUCUUCCGACAUGUUGUGCGUUCAUGCACUAAAUACCACAACAUACUUGGAAAGUUUGAUGGCACUGACUGCUUAAUAAUUGUUAUUAAAGAAGUUUGAAGAGGA